Messenger RNA from Aspergillus sclerotioniger CBS 115572, 1677 nucleotides. RefSeq names its product MFS monocarboxylate transporter. Gene Ontology annotation, biological process: transmembrane transport. Gene Ontology annotation, cellular component: fungal-type vacuole membrane. Lineage: Eukaryota; Fungi; Ascomycota; Eurotiomycetes; Eurotiales; Aspergillaceae. Gene Ontology annotation, molecular function: transmembrane transporter activity. The record is from RefSeq and is a predicted model, not a curated record. The transcript is spliced from 2 exons. Bases 53 to 1423 code for a protein of 456 amino acids.
CCUUUAAAUAUCGCCAAUACCUCCGGUCGACGUUGAAAUUAACCCCAUCACUAUGCCUCGCCUGGAACCUAUUUCCGUAGUCGCAAGUCCACCCGAGGGCCAUUUGGCCCGGGAUGCAAAAUGGAAAUCCGUCAUCAUUGUCGCCGCCUCGUUCGUCAUUAUCUUCACGUGCUGUGGUCUCAACUUCGCUUGGGGCGUGUAUCAAGCCCUGUACGAGAGUCUAUCAAGGAAGCCCGGAACCCCCUUUACCGGAGCGACACCCGCAGAGAUUGAUUUGAUUGGUACUAUCUCGGUAUCUCUCAUGACUAUCGGGGCUCCCUUUGCCGUCGCCUGGGCCAAACGCUUCUCCCCUCGCAUGGUAUCUUUUGCUGGUGGCUUUGUGUUCGGGCUUUCUCUCGUCGUGGCUAGUUUUGGGACCCAACUGUGGCAUUUUGAACUGGCACAGGGCCUUCUGAAUGGUAUUGGCACCUGCUUGUGCUACAUGGUGCCUGUUACUAUCGCUCCCACCUGGUUUACCCAUCACCGUGGACUCGCCAUGGGCAUCAUCUUAGCGGGAACCGGUGUGGGUGGUCUUGUCUGGGCGCCAGCUCUGACGGCCUGCGUCAAUAACCUAGGCUAUCGCAAUACUCUGCGUAUGACCGGGGGUUUGUCUUUUGCCCUGAUCUCCAUCGCCAGCGGUGCAAUGGCCUGGGAGCCGGGCAGUCGAACCCGGAUCGAGAUGGAAAACUCCACCAGGACCAGUCGUGCCGAUGGGAUUCUGAAAGUGCCUCUAGUGGACUGGCGGGUUGCCCGGACGCGCCGGUUCAUGGCUCAGGCCCUGAGCGCCAUCUUCCAAGCGGCGGCCUACUACACUCCAGUCUUCUUCUACGCAUCGUAUGCACAAACCCUCGGGUACAGCACCACGGCCAGCUCCAAUUUUAUCGCUCUGAGCAAUGCCUGUAAUGCCGUGGGCAAGAUUGUCAUUGGCCAUCUAGCGGAUCGCCUUGGACGACUCAACGCUCUCUUUCUCACUACCUUCCUAAGUGCAAUCGCCACCACUGCUUUCUGGCUGCCGUCGACACUAUCCGGCGCAACGACGCAAUCGCAGGGGUUGUUCAUCACUUUCACCACCCUGUACGGAACCUUUGCUAGCGCCUAUGUCUCUCUCUUUCCAGCCAGUUUGGUGGAACUCUUUGGCGUGCAGAACUUUGCCUCGGUCAACGGCGUCUUGUACAUGGUGCGCGGCAUGGCCACUAUGGUUGGUACUCCGGUCGGGGGCGUAUUGGUUCGAAACACGGCGAAUGCUUUAAGUCCCCGGGGAUAUGAGAACAUGUCGUUGCUAGUUAGUGGCCUUCUCUUUGCAGCCACGGCGGGAGUCGUCUGGGUUCGACUGGAGGCGAUGAUUGGUCCUGACGGACAUGCCAGGUGGAAAUGGCGACAAUAGUCCCGUCGUAUGAACUUGUAUAAAGGGUCAAUGCAGGCUGAACAUAACGUCCGUAUCUGUACAGAAAGGCCGGGUCCGUGUUUUGUGCGACGAAUGUGCCUGUCAAUCUGUCAUUGAGGCUCGGUACAUGUAGAGGAGAAGUAGAAAACCUAUUCUAAGGAACAAUGUAUAGAGAAUGAGAACAGCAAAGACUUGAACAAGUGGAUAGGACAGGGUGCCACUUAGAGUCACCUAUGGGACAUUUGAGACUGGAU